AUGGAGAAAGGUUUGAAGCGGUCUUGUGUUACGGUGGUGGUUGCAUUCUUAUGCAUGGUUCAUGUUUCUGUCUCAGUUCCGUUCAUAAUGCUUCAUGGAAUCGCAGCUCAAUGUGCUGAUGGUACAAAUGAUAACUUCACACAUCUUCUCACUAACCUCUCUGGCUCUCCUGGCUCUUGCAUAGAAAUUGGCGAUGGAAGACACGAUUCAUGGUUCAUGCCACUCACACGACAAGCAGAAAUAGCAUGUGAGAAGGUAAAGCAAAUGAAAGAGUUGAGUCAAGGAUACAACAUCGUUGCAAGAUCUCAGGGGAACCUAGUGGCUCGAGGUUUGAUCGAGUUCUGCGACGGUGGACCUCCGGUUUACAACUAUAUAUCCUUGGCUGGUCCUCAUGCUGGCAUCUCCUCUGUUCCCAAGUGUCUUUCUGAUUUAUUUUGUGAGAUAGUAGAUGGGCUAAUCAAGGAAGGUGUCUAUAGCGACCUCGUUCAAGAUCGUCUUGCUCCUAGUGGUUAUUUCAAAGACCCUAUGGAUGUGGCAAAGUACCUGGAAAGCUCUAAGUAUCUACCUAAGCUUAGCAAUGAGAUACCAGAACAAAGAAACUCAACUUACAAAGAACGUUUCGCCAGUUUACACAAUCUGGUUCUUGUCAAGUUUCAGGACGAUACGAUUAUUGUUCCAAAUGAUUCAACUUGGUUCGGGUUUUAUCCGGAUGGUGACUUCGAACAUGUUCUCCCUGCUCAAAAGACAAAGCUCUAUACAGAGGAUUGGAUCGGUCUUAAAACAUUGGAUGUUGCUGGAAAAGUGAAGUUUGUAAGUGUGCCCGGCGAACACGUCAAAAUGGCCAAAGAAGAUGUCGUCAAAUACGUAGUACCAUAUCUCCAGAACAAACCGUCUCUCACACAAAGACUCAACCGCAAGACGAAGGAGCCCUUGCAUCCUUAGAAAUAGCACAUACCUCAAUU
Messenger RNA from Capsella rubella, 962 nucleotides. RefSeq names its product palmitoyl-protein thioesterase 1. Gene Ontology annotation, cellular component: intracellular membrane-bounded organelle. Gene Ontology annotation, molecular function: thiolester hydrolase activity. The coding region runs from base 1 to 942 and encodes 313 amino acids. The transcript has 7 exons. NCBI's taxonomy places the organism in Eukaryota, Viridiplantae, Streptophyta, Magnoliopsida, Brassicales, Brassicaceae. The record is from RefSeq and is a predicted model, not a curated record.